Oryctolagus cuniculus (rabbit) is the source of this 1410-nucleotide messenger RNA. The record is from RefSeq and is a predicted model, not a curated record. Lineage: Eukaryota; Metazoa; Chordata; Mammalia; Lagomorpha; Leporidae.
AUGGCGGGGCCCAGGCUGGGGUGGCUGUCCUCCCGCAAACGCCCCCAGGAAGGGAGGCCCCGCCUGUCCCUGGGACUGGGACCCUCAGGGGCAGUGUGGGGAGGCAGCCGGGGUGGUGAUGUCCAGGGGCCACAGCGUCCUCUGACCUCAGCCAGUGGCCACCAAGCACCUGUGCCUCUGUCUUUCGGAACCACCCAUGUCAGCCCAGGGCCACAGGGCCCACGGCUCCCCCAGGUCAGCCCAGGGCCACGGGGCCAGGCUCCCCCAGGUCAGCCCAGGGCCACGGGGCCCACGGCUCCCCCAGGUCAGCCCAGGGCACGGGGCCAGGCUCCCCCAGGUCAGCCCAGGGCCACGGGGCCCACGGCUCCCCCAGGUCAGCCCAGGGCCACGGGGCCCACGGCUCCCCCAGGUCAGCCCAGGGCCACGGGGCCAGGCUCCCCCAGGUCAGCCCAGGGCCACGGGGCCCACGGCUCCCCCAGGUCAGCCCAGGGCCACGGGGCCAGGCUCCCCCAGGUCAGCCCAGGGCCACGGGGCCCACGGCUCCCCCAGGUCAGCCCAGGGCCACGGGGCCAGGCUCCCCCAGGUCAGCCCAGGGCCACGGGGCCCACGGCUCCCCCAGGUCAGCCCAGGGCCACGGGGCCAGGCUUCCCCAGGUCAGCCCAGGGCCACAGGGCCAGGCUCGCACAGGCCGCACCCCGCCUCCCCCUCGGUUCACCGCGCUCUGUGCGGUCACCACAGCCCCGGGUGGGCAUCCAGGAGCCCCGGGCCCUUCAGGCACUGCACUCCCUGCAGACUCCCUCAGAGUCUGCUCAGCCCAGGGCAGCCCUCAGAGUGGCCACACUGAGUCACCCCCACCUGGGGGCCCUGAACACCAGCCCCGCCCUGCCCCUCUGCACUGCUAGGGCUGGGCACACAGGUGGACUCGGUAGCCUGGAGCUGCCCUCGGGACACAGCCCCAGGAGGCCACGUCCCCUUGGCCACGCGAGGCCAGCCCAGGGCCCGGGAGCCACACUUGGCACAGCCUGCAAUGACGGCCUUGUGUGUGGAGUGGGCGCUUCCCAGGCCUGCCCUGCUCCCGGGGUCGUGCUGUCCAGACGCCCCAGGGCCGGCUGGCUUUGCGCAAGUUCCCGCCCCCUUGUCCUGAUUUGGGAGCAGGGGCUCUGCGUUAGACCUGGAGAGAGGGACCUCACGUCAGCAGCGCGGGAGCUGGGAAGCCAGCUGGACGCUGACGCGGGCUCCCCGCCGUCCCUCCGCCCUGCCCAGUCCACUAGCACCAGGCCUUUCCCCGGAUGGAGCCCACGAGGUGCCCUCCGCUCCGCUGUCACGCAAGCACCACCGCGCGGCCACCAGGGGGCAGCACCGCCAAGCCAGAGUCAGGUCAGCAGGUGGGCCAGGCGCCGUAUUUUUUGA